Molecule: messenger RNA, 2418 nt
Organism: Sycon ciliatum
Lineage: Eukaryota; Metazoa; Porifera; Calcarea; Leucosolenida; Sycettidae
Exons: 3
Coding region: 423-1946 (507 amino acids)
Source: RefSeq, a predicted model, not a curated record
CUUUGGCACGUUCUGACCAUAUUCGUUCGGCAGACUGUACCCAGAUGAGUGGUAAAGUAGGACUCCGUGCGCUGGACUAGCUAGGUGUCCAUGGUGACUCGAUUCAAGUGCGUCAGAGCCCGAUCCCUUCACUGACAUCACAGAGGGCGACAAUUCCUCAGCGACACCCUGGGCCCACACAGAGACAAGGGCGUGAGGGUAUUACACUUCAGCCGAGCACGUGGCGUCUUGGUGUGGUUUGCAGCAUGCAGUUUCUCGUCGCCACCUCCCUCGCUCCAAAGCACGCAAGGCAACAGACUUCCACACCAUUUUGAGCAUUUCAUAAAGACGGUUUUCACUGCGAGCGCCUCUUACACCAGACACUGUGCUCUAUGUGAAGGAGGUCGCUGAAGUUGAGUCUGUACGCGAAGUGAAAGAAGGCUAUGAAGAACGUAGGGGCUCUUUUGCAGACCUGUGCAGCGAUAGCCGACAUGGCUGAUCCAGUAGCGGACUUGAAUAUCGACCAGGUGUUGCUUCCCGCAAGGACUGCUGCGAAAGACGACAGAAGCUUACUUGCCGCUGGGUCUGAUUCUUCACUCUACACAAACCCACCAUCCACGUCUUGCAAUUUAUCGUUCAUCGAACAGUCAGACGUCACGGCUUUUGCUCCCGCACCGCUACUACCAAAUAUGGAACCCGGCCUGGCGCAGAGUGCACGCGCUACUCAUACACAACCUACUGUUCAAGCGCUUGCUCGUGCAGCAUAUUCAGUGGCAGAACCUUGCUUGCUCUACGCUGGCCAGAUGGAUAUCCUCGCCGGCCAGACUGGACCAUCCAGCGCCGCGUCUUCCCACAUGCAGCCAAUGUGCCUUCCCAUGAUUCAAGACCUCAGACCAAUGCAUCCAGCUGCUGUGUCGUCAUCAUUCUUACCCCAAACUCCGACCACCCUGAGUCACGAGCGAGUUCGCUAUCAGAUGCAAACCACCGACCAUACUCAAGCAUUUCCCUCCUCGCUGUUUAGUGCCGCGGAUAGGAGUUUACACGUUGCGAGCACUGCAUUGCAUCCUGGCAACCAACACCACAUCAAGGUGGAUACUCAAUGUCGUCACGUGACCUCGUCUCUUGAUCUCUAUGGUGACUCGCAAGUUGGCAUGCAGGUCGCAGACUGGAUGGCCCCAGUGGCUGUGGAUCAAACGCAUCACGAUUCAUUUCGAGAAGGUUUCCUCCCACGCGGGACGAUGGUACAGUCUCCAUUGGCGAGUGGUGGUCGUUCCGAAGGCCUCUCCGAUGGUCUGUCUCAACAUUCCAGUGCGAACGAUAGUGAGGAAGAUCUUCUAAUUGCUGCUGUAGCAGCCUCGCUGGUAGAUCCUUGUGAACGUGGACUGGCCUCACCCGAUGGGCGUUUUACCGCCAACACCGGCCAGGGAUUUCGGGAGACCUUCACCUCCGCCAACUUGUCCACCAGCAACGAGUAUCAUCAGGCAUUUCGCGCUCCAUACAGAGAACGGCUAUCCAGCGCAAGCAGUGCUAGCUCGCUGAGUGUGAUCUCGUCCACUGACUAUCGGUCCGAUCCUGCCGCCACUCUGGGAGACCUGAUCAGUGAUCUGAUCGCAGUUGGACCUUCCGUCGUGGUGAAGCCCGAACAGGAGGAGACGUCCGUGCAAAACCAUCCCAUGCACGCAAUGCUGAAGUCAUCACCACCGGCGAGGCCAACGCGCCGCCGGCGGCGACCGUCGGCAGCACCGAGCCCAGAGAAGGUGCAACGCGAGCAGCUGCGCCGAAAUGAGCGACUCGCCACAGAGCUCCGACGGGAGAACGCCGCUCUUCGGCGAGAAGAGAAAGCGCUCAGGGACAAGCUUGAGCAAGUCAGAGAGAAGAUCAUUCUGAGCAAUGCCGGCGAUCAGGCAAUCUCCAGUGCAAUGGCGGCGGCGCUGUGUCCCACUGUGGGGAAGUCUGAACCGGAGUGACUUUUACAUAAUCCGUUAGUUGUUGUAUUUCAUUCCCACGGGCAGAUGAUAAUAAUUAUUUGUUCUCUACUCAGUUUAAUUUGUGCGUCCACCACUUGAUUCCAAACACAGCUCCCUGUUGAGUUACUUGACUUGACCCGUAUUUCUGAUUAUUCAUUCCCUGCAUUCAUUGAGAAUUCACCCUAUCGCCUGGUAUACACCAUUGUACAUAGUGUACGUGUGGAUAUUAUAGGAAUCGUGCCUAGUACCUUCAUGUUAGUUCAAUCUAUAGUAGUCUCUUGUUUCCUUUCACGUGGACAUUCAGUGAUAUCAUGACUUUCUAUCUUGCCCUAUGGUUGGUUAUCGCUCCACUCUCGCACAAUGUGUGCGGAUAAGAUCAAGAAUUGGUUGUGUAUUGGACCGGGAGUCGAGUGACAUGAACAUCGUGCAUGUCCAUUCAAAGCAUGGGUUUGCUUCAUUGUGCAUGUUCGGG